AUGGCGCUAGAGUGCAGCACGUGCGUGCCGCGUCCUAGUCUAGGCCAUGGUGGACGAGCGCUUGAAUUGCAACGGCAUACAUGGAGCCUUGGGUUAUGGAAUAUAGCGACCUUAUUAACUGGCCACCAAUUCGAAUCCGCCCACACGCGUUUUAAUCGAUUGGCUAGUGCAUACCUCUGGUCCUGCCCUCGCUUCACGAGUGACCUCCCCACUGUAGAUUAUUUAACCGUCACACCUCAGUACGCUUCUCAGGCCGAAGUCAACAGCUUCGAUGCAGGUACCACUGCACCGCCGUUCAGGGUCGGCAGCUUGGUUACACAAUGUAGCUUUAGUAGGUUGGCUGCUUGUCAAGUAAUCAAACGUCUAGGGUGAGCUUGGAUCCGGAGGACAGCUUGAGCCCCAACAGCCGCCUGCAGUUGGCUGCCAACACUGGACGACCGCGAGCAGCGAGCACGGGUGCAUGGAGACACAGCUCACCGCAGAUGAGAGCCACAGCCCAAUCCAUCGCACCGCCCAGGGGUUGCAUGACAGGAGGUGGCCAGGAAUCAGGGGUACCCUCCCCCACCCGACGGCUAGCCACACAGCACCCAUGCAGGCCGGUUGCCGUGCCCCUCCAUCCUGGCGCUCGCUCCCGGCCUAGAAGCCGGCCAAAAUAAAUA
This is a messenger RNA of Gaeumannomyces tritici R3-111a-1, 659 nucleotides long. RefSeq lists its product as hypothetical. Bases 1 to 372 code for a protein of 123 amino acids. Lineage: Eukaryota; Fungi; Ascomycota; Sordariomycetes; Magnaporthales; Magnaporthaceae. The transcript is spliced from 2 exons. The record is from RefSeq and is a predicted model, not a curated record.